AUGAGCAAAGUGGUGGAGAGUCCAGAUAGCGAUAAAAACGGUACCAAGAUCAUGGGUCGUCAAUCGAAAAAUAAGAAUAACGUGGUUCACAAGCGAAUCGGUUGCCCAAGCGAAUCGGUCGCGCCCCACCAGCGCGUCAACGUCGACACUACAUCACAUUAUGUCUCAACAACGCAGUUACUUAUCAACUUAUUCUGA
This is a messenger RNA of Bipolaris zeicola 26-R-13, 198 nucleotides long. RefSeq lists its product as uncharacterized. The record is from RefSeq and is a predicted model, not a curated record. The coding region runs from base 1 to 198 and encodes 65 amino acids. The transcript has a single exon. Lineage: Eukaryota; Fungi; Ascomycota; Dothideomycetes; Pleosporales; Pleosporaceae.